Impatiens glandulifera is the source of this 1877-nucleotide messenger RNA. RefSeq names its product DNA repair protein RAD5B-like. The record is from RefSeq and is a predicted model, not a curated record. The transcript is spliced from 10 exons. Gene Ontology annotation, molecular function: hydrolase activity, acting on acid anhydrides, in phosphorus-containing anhydrides; nucleic acid binding; zinc ion binding. Lineage: Eukaryota; Viridiplantae; Streptophyta; Magnoliopsida; Ericales; Balsaminaceae. The coding region runs from base 17 to 1744 and encodes 575 amino acids.
AGAGGAAGAUGACCAAAUGACUGAAGAAGCCUCGAUGAUCAUCGAACAUGGAUUGCUUCCAGUUGAUGAAGAGGAAGAUGAAGAUGAAAAGGAAGAGGAAGAGGAAGAUGACCAAAUGACUGAAGAAGCCUCAAUCAUCGGAGAGAAUGAACCUGGAGAUGUAGAUGAGUUGCAGGUGUAUAAGAAAAAAAGGUCUCUUGAGGAUAUUGAAGAAGAAGAAGAAGAUAAGAGGAAGCCAAGACCUGUUAGAAGCACAUCUGUUGGUUCACCUUCCACCACUAUUGUGAUUGAAGAUGAUGAUGAAGAAGAAGACAAGAAUAAAUCAAGCUCUUCAGACAAAAACAAUUUGAGUACAUUAGAGAUUGAUGAUGGAGAUUUCGAAGAAGACCCCGAAUGGAUUUUGGUUGGAAGGAAAUCGGUAGUUUCACUUUCCACCACUAAAGGAAUGAAACUGGUGAACAAUGAGAUUGUUCAUUUCACCUUUCCUGACCGAGAGAAACUCUCUUCAAUGCCAGCAAGCUCAAAGGCUAUUGCUGCCGCCUCUACCACAGUUCGUUUCUCCACUAAAAGAUGCGGACAGAUUGGGAAGUUGAAGCCUGAAUGGGCGAGUUUCCUUAUUCCAUUAGUGAAUUCCUCCAUGGUCAAGAUUUGUGGUAGAUGCAUAGCAGCUCCCAUGAAUCUGAGUUACUAUCAAGACAUAAAUUUAUAUGUCAGCUUCUACAUCAAUCGCUCUGUUUUCACCGAGAGUGAUGUUUCUCUUUGUGAUAUCAAUCCUUCAAACAUUCACAGUGUUGCUGCUGUUGUUGCUCCCUUGAUGAAAUUAAUCAACUGUUUGAAAAUUAAACCUUCAACAGAUGCUAUAUCCACCCCCGGUGAUCUUGAUCCUAAGAAAUGUGUCAUUAACACACAAAUACAGGCCUUACGCAAGAUGACACAACUAGAGAAGAGAAUGAAUGCCGAGACUCUUCAUCCAUUUUGGGAGGAAUACAAGCUAUGCAACGAGAAGUAUAUUUAUGUUAAUAUUUUCUCUGGAGAAGCCACAACUCAAUUUCCAAAAUCAACCUCGACAACUAGAGGAGGGAUUUUGGUGGAUGCAAUGGGGCUGCUGGGGAAAACUGACUUGCUGAUUGAUUUAAUACUUUCAAGACCAUUGAAUAUAAACAAAAACACUCAUGAAGAAUCCAAACGAAAUGGAAGAUCAAAAGUGAAAGGCGGCACUCUAGUUAUCUGUCCUAUAUCGGUUUUUAGCCGGUGGAAGGAUGAGAUCGAGACACGUUCAAAACAAGACGCAAUAGGAAUUUCUGUUUACUUUGGUGGGUACAGAUGUACCAAUGAUCCUAAUAUCAUAAGAGAGCACGAUGCUGUCCUAACAAGCUACGAUGUUGUUACUGAAACUUUUAGGAAUGAUGGAGAAUGCAGCAUUUUCCAGAAAGUAGAAUGGAAAAGAAUAAUACUAGAUGAAUCCAAUACUAUUAAAGCAUGGAAAACAAUAGAAGCUGAUGCCAUUUUCAAUUUGUCUUCUCAAUCUCGAUGGUGUCUCACUGGUUCUUCAUCUGAUCAUGGGAACAAUUUAGAAGAUGUUUACAAUCACUUGCGCUUUUUGCGCAUUGAACCGUGGUUCAGCAAUAUGUCAUGGUGGGAGAAAAAUGUUGCAAGCCUAUGUAAAAGUGACGAUUCGAAAGGAAUGAAGAUGCUGAGAGGUGUUUUAGGAGCAAUCGUGAUAACAAUGGAAGAUACAAGGUGAGUUUUAACUCGGGUUUAGGUGCAUAUCUUAGAUUUUGAUAUGGAAAUGAUGUUAGGAUAAGAUUUGAUGAUCUUUUUGUAUGUUUUGAUCAUUAAUUUAUCUAUGAUUCCACGAUGGAAAUGAGAUAUGAACC